UAGUCGGAGAACCGCGGCCUAAUAAACAGGUUAAUGUCUAGUAAUUUGGCCAAUUAUUAUCCCAAAAUGGCCAAAUUAGCAAUUUUCAAAUGCCUUAAUUUUACGGUCACAGCGAACAAAAAACCAUUGGCAUAGACCGGUAGCCAAUCAAUUUUUGACCUUAAAAGGACAUCAUGGUUCAUUUUGCCGAGAAAUUACUAUCGAGAUUACGUAAAGACUUUUGAACAAUUUCUUUAAUUUUAACCUUGCUUAUUUGCUGAAAUCGUUUUGAGAAUUUUAAUGGCAACCUCAGCGGUAGAAGACGAGAGACUGGAGUCCCCGCUGGGUCCGAGGUACCGAAGACCGCGCCUACCGACAACCUCGGGAGUCUCGGGUCUUGCCGAUCGCUACAAUUAUGGAACUAUCAUUCAUAACCGAGUUUUCAUUGGCGGGUUGCAUAGUAGCGUGACCGAAGAAGAUCUCAGAAAGAAAUUCACCGAACAUGGAGAAAUAUCGGAGAUUAAAAUUAUCAAAAAACCCGAGCAGGAGAAAGGAUACGCUUUCGUAACAUUUCAAGCUCCGGAAAUUGCUAAGAAAGUUCUAGAAGAAUCUGGUUCUCGGGUGAAGAUAAACGGAAUGGAUUCCAAACUCGGACCAGCGAUCCGAAAACCUAGUACGACGGAUUCCCCUCCGAACGACGCUGGGUUUAAGAAGGCGGGAUUUGUAAUGCAGCCGAUGUUGACGCCAAAGAGAAGCCGACUGACAUCGUGUCCCGAUGGAGAGUUCGGGUUGGGUUACGACCCAUCAAACCCAGCGCCUAUUCCCGUGCCCAUAUCAGGAACACAGGCUCCAAACUCGACACCGGAAAGACCCUACAACACAAACCAAAAUUUGCUGAGCCAGUACAGCCAUCACGAAUUGAACCAGAUCUUACUGGCUGCGAGACUUAUGCAGGCAUCCAGCAACUUUUUAAACGUCAAUCCAGCGGCCAUAACACAAGCGCUGCUGAUGAACCAGAUGCAAAUGAACAACAACAACAACAACAACAACAUCAACAAUAAUAAUAACAACAAUAACAGUCCUCGAUCUCCAAAUGGGGGUUUCAAUACGGGGACGACCAGUCAAGAACAUGUUUUCUUUCCAAGCUCUUUCACUGGAUCACCAACCUACGCGACUGCUGCAGUUUCCCAGAACGGAUCAUCGCAUCAGGUGCAAGGGGUUCUGACCGGACAUCUGGGAUCCCUGGCGCCUCCUAUGACUCCUUUGUCUCCUAUGAACUUCGCUUUGCAAAUACCUCAGACCAGCAACCAAAAUAUAUAUGCCCAGUCUUAUGAACAACAUCAACAAAAUCAACAACAUCAGCAGCAAGCUCAACAAAAUCAGAUGGCUUUCAAUAAUGCUUCGCAGAUAAUUGCCAGUGCUGCUAAUUUAGGACUGGAUCUGAACCCUGGAAACCUAAACCUGAUCGGAACACAAAUGAAUGGAGUUGGGGGGCAGCACGUAGAACAACAACUCGGAUUGAGCGGGGGUGGUGCAGGUAGUUUGAAUCACGGGUCGUGGCAAGGUGUUUCGGGUCAGCAGUCGGCAGCAGUAAUGAUGCAUUCACCUUUGGCAGCUUCGAUGCCUUCGGGUAGUGGAUUUUUGGGAAGUAUACCCGAGCAAGGAAAUAUGGGAGGUACUUUCCAGUUUGACAUUGAGGCAACAUCGAGCCCAGAAUAAAUAUCGAAUUAUCGAUUUGAAUAACUGCAAAAAAAACUUGAAUUGAAUUGUGACUAAUGACAAAUUUAUAAAGUAAAUUUUGUAAAUGCGCUAAAUUAGUAUUCUCAGUGACUUAUUGAAUUGAGUUGAUAUAUUUAUAACUCUAGUAAAUUGGAAAGGUUGAAAGUUUGAA
This is a messenger RNA of Symsagittifera roscoffensis, 1870 nucleotides long. Its product is annotated as homeobox protein 5-like. The record is from RefSeq and is a predicted model, not a curated record. Gene Ontology annotation, molecular function: RNA binding. The coding region runs from base 280 to 1698 and encodes 472 amino acids. The transcript has 3 exons. Lineage: Eukaryota; Metazoa; Xenacoelomorpha; Acoela; Convolutidae.